Molecule: messenger RNA, 405 nt
Organism: Rotaria socialis
Lineage: Eukaryota; Metazoa; Rotifera; Eurotatoria; Philodinida; Philodinidae
Source: the annotation of a GenBank genome assembly
AUGGCAUUAGAUUCAUCGUCAUUGAAUUCAUUUAAAACAAAUGAACGUGAUUGUUAUCAAUGUGAACGAUCACCAUAUUCAUUUGUAACUCCAGCAGCCCUUAUUUAUCAUGCAACAGAUCGAAUUAAAUCAUUAGCAAGACCAAAAAUACGUAAAGAUACCACUAUUCGAGAAGGUUUUUCUCGUUAUAUAAGUGAUCCAACAUAUUCCGGUGUUAGUAAAGCAGCAGUUCGUGCUCAAUGUUCAUCGCAUCUGAGUGAUUUGGCGUUACCAUUAAAACGGCAUCAAUCGUUUACGUAUGAAUUACCUAUUCCACGACCUGUUUCACGUGCGGCACUUCGAUAUGAAGCAACAGAAAGAGUUCAUGAAUUAGCUGUACCGAAAAAACGGCACAGUGCUCGAUAG